Gloeophyllum trabeum ATCC 11539 is the source of this 1309-nucleotide messenger RNA. RefSeq lists its product as uncharacterized. Gene Ontology annotation, biological process: C-terminal protein methylation. The transcript is spliced from 2 exons. The record is from RefSeq and is a predicted model, not a curated record. Gene Ontology annotation, molecular function: protein C-terminal S-isoprenylcysteine carboxyl O-methyltransferase activity. Gene Ontology annotation, cellular component: membrane. NCBI's taxonomy places the organism in Eukaryota, Fungi, Basidiomycota, Agaricomycetes, Gloeophyllales, Gloeophyllaceae. Bases 581 to 1309 code for a protein of 242 amino acids.
CAGGAUGGUAAACGCCCUACGCCGAUCAUUCACCUCGUUCAAUCGUUCGCACCAAGACGUAUCGGCGAACGCGUCAGAUGUUCCACCCCAAAGCGUCUUCUAGUGCGUCGGGCUUGGGCUCAUGGCCACCACGAGCGGAACGUGAUCUACACGAUGCCGGAUAUCAGAUAUCGCGCACGUCUUCAUCCAACGUCUCUCCGUCUAUCCCGUUCAGAGGUCAUCACUUGACGUGGCUAUCGUGCGGGGUGUUUUGUCUCCAAUGGUAGCGUGAAGCUCGCUAUCGACUCUGCUGUGCCUAUCUCGGGCUCGGGCAAUCUAAGUAUGUAUAGCGAAGGCUCUGCAGAUCCAUUACGCUAUGUUGUGGGCGUCCGUGCUGAUCUAUCUUUGCCUAUCCCACGUAGAACUGGCAUCGUGACGAGAAGUACGGUGUUCAUCAUGAUAUGCCGUAUUCUGCCUUGCUCCCCGGCCUGAUUGCGCUGAGCGCGAACGGGAAUAGCUGCCCAUAAACAGUCCCGUGGCAGGCCCGACUGCACCUUCCCGUCUCUCCGCUCUACCACUCCCUCAGAGCCAGCUCACCGCCAUGUCCACGUCCCCGUCCCUCGCGCGCGUCCCGCUCCUGCUGCUCGCGACUGCGGGCCUCCACCGCUGCCUCACGAACCCCAACCCGCCCGUCUCCGACGACGAGCUGAAGACGUUCACCGGCUCGACGAGCUACGCGAACAAGAUCAUCACCUGGUGGCCGAACAUCCUCAAGUACGGCCUGUGGACCGGCGCGCUCUGCGAGAGCGCCGUCAUCCUCUGUUCUCACUUCCCCUACCCGCCCUACACCUCCCGCCUCCUCGCGCUCCUCGUCCCUUACCCCUCCUCCGUUCCGCGUAUCCGCCUCACAACCCCCUUCGUCGUCGGCGCGCUCCUCGCCGGCGCGGGCAGCUUCGUCCGCUACCAGUGCUACCUGACGCUCGGGCGGCACUUCACCUACCAGCUCGCCUUCCGCCCGGACCACACGCUCGUGACCGCCGGCCCGUACGCGUGGGUGCGCCACCCCAGCUACGCGGCUUUCGUGCUCGCGUUCGCGGGGAUGUGCGCGUGCUGGUUCGGGCGGGGGUCGUGGUUGGUCGAGUGCGGGGUGCUGGACACAGCGCUCGGGAGGGCGGUUACGGGCGUGGCACUCGUUGGGGGGUUGGGGCUGGAUUAUGUGUGUUUGUCGAGGCCGGCGAAGGAGGAUGAGGGGAUGAGGAGGAAAUUCGGGCAGGAGUGGGAGGAUUGGGCGGAGAGGGUGCCGUACAGGCUCAUUCCGUACGUCUAUUAG